GUUCCAUUCCUUCAAGGAACCGUGGUUAUAUUCAUAACCUUACGUUUUGCUAUUUCAGCUACCCCCCCCCCCUACAAAGGCAGAGAAAGCUGGUUCGCCUGGGCCAGCUUGGAGUCGCAACAUAACAUGGUGACGGAUAUCGGUACAACACCGGAAAUAGCUUCCCGUGUUGCUCGUCGGUUCUUGAACAUGACUUGAAGGUAUUCCUGGAAUGUUCCUCUGCCGGUGGGCGCCCGAGCUACCGCCGCCAUAUAUAUAUGCCCAUAUUGGGAAUGUAAGUACGGACGGUGUUCUCGGACCCGGCCGAUACAGGCUGACCUUUGGAUAAAACACCGAAGAAGUUGCGGUUCAGACGGGAACAUCUGUCAAGUCUUCGUUGACAGCUCGAAGGCGUGGCUGAGUGACGUUUCGUGUUUAUGUUAAACCGAACAGAAAGCCGUCCAGAUAGAGCUAGACCUCCAAGCCGACCGUGGACUUUAAAAGUGUGCUGCAGUGUCACCCCUGCCUGGGUGCCAUGGUCCUCUGUUACACAUGAGCUCUACUAUGUGGUACAUCAUGCAGAGCAUUCAAAGUAAGUACUCUUUGUCUGAGCGACUCAUCCGCACCAUCGCAGCCAUCCGAUCCUUUCCUCAUGACAAUGUGGAGGAUCUCAUUCGAAAGGGAGCAGACGUGAACCGGAUGCAUGGCACACUCAAACCACUUCACUGUGCGUGUAUGGUUGCUGAUCCUGACUGUGUGGAGCUGCUGCUUGAGAAAGGUGCAGAGGUCAAUGCUUUGGAUGGUUACAACCGCACUGCUCUGCAUUACGCCGCGGAGAAGGAUGAGAGCUGUGUGGAGCUGCUGCUGGAGUACGGGGCCCAGCCAAACGCCUUGGACGGCAACAAGGACACUCCGCUCCACUGGGCCGCCUUCAAAGACAACCCAGAGUGUGUGAGGGCCCUGCUGGAGAGCGGCGCCUGUCCCAACGCCCGGGACUACAACAACGACACCCCUCUGAGCUGGGCGGCGAUGAAGGGCAACCUGGAGAGUGUCAGAGUCCUGUUAGACUACGGUGCGCAGGUCCACGUGACUAACCUGAAAGGCCAGACCCCGAUAUCCCGACUGGUGGCCCUGCUGACCCGGGGCCUGGGCACCGAGCAGGAAGAGGAGUGCCUGGAGCUGCUGUGUCGGGCGGCGGGGCGGUUCGAGAUCCGACGGGCCGACGGCACCCUUCCCAAAGAGCUGAGCAAAGAYCCCCAGCUGCUGGCGAGGCUGACCGGCAUGGUGACUCAGGCGCCGGCGCUUCGCUCUCUGGCGCGCUGUGCCGUACGGCAGAGUCUCGGCGCGCAGUUCCUUCCCACYGCCGUGAAGGAGCUGCCUCUACCAGAGACCGUCAAAGACUAUCUACUGCUGAGAGACUGAUGACAACUGCAUCUAGGCGUUCUCAGUGCUCACCGGUAGUUAGACAGCUCAUCACACUGCAUUCAUAGGCAAGUUGAUACAGAUGUAAGCACUGAGAAAGACGUGUAAAAAGCCCCGUGUCUUUAUUGUUCCAUAGUUGCACAGGAACACCUGGAUGAGCAGUAAUUCAAGCGCAGGUCAUGAAGUCUCUUCCAGCACAACUCUGUGUCUUUUUUAAUGAAUCUUGGCAGCAAAGAGAAAAUUAAAGUAGUAUCUCACUGAACUGACACUAUUAGGAGGCUAGUUGGUGACUUCAAAUUUUGAGAAAAUAUGAGUUUUCCAUUUCGCUCCCUUUGAGUGUUUGCAACCAAGUGGCCAGUGAGCCGUUAAAAAGAGUCUCCAUGCACAUUAUUUUGUUGUCCACCUCUGCUUGUUUUCCACCCACGCACUGCCCCCGCAUUUAUAAUUCAAUCUACUGGAAUGCACACUUGAGAUUAGGAAAAGAUGAGCAUAUUUGGACCAUUCAUUCGAUUAUCAGUAGUGUGGAUUUUAGAUGCUGUCGUGCAGGUGUCAGAAUGCAGCCGGAGCUCUGGGGACAGGUCGGAGAAUUGAUGGUGCAAUUCAGACGGGUUUGAGACGCCCACAGUGACUUUAAGACUAUUUUGAGGAAGGAAGUAAAAUAAAAAGUUGCUGCACAAAUGAUAGUUUUGAACAUAUUCAAAAUUCAAACCACGCUGGCUUCCUCUGCAACUCACGUGAGGAAGUUAAGAACCCCGCGCAGCGCGGUGAGAUGCUAACUUUAUAAGUUGUGUCCAGUAACCAGGCUUUUAUAAAUUUGUCCCCUAAAGACCACCGUUAAUUUGAACGAAUUUUAGUAAGUUUAUUAUAAGGAGACUUAUUUUGUUUGCUAAAACCAGUUUGCGUUAAAUAAAAUGUAUUCUUUUGUGAAUAAUCAAAGAAAAAAAGAUGAAAUACAGAUGAAAUAAAUGAGAUCAUGAUGUGAGAUUAAACAUUAGGUUUAUAAGUGAAGGUUAAAGAUGACCCUCGCUGUAAUUCUUUCUGUGUGAGGGUGCCGUUCCUCUGUUCUGCAAAAAAAAAAAAAAAUUCUUAUAAUAGUAGCCAUUUGCCUCUCAGUCAUAUCUACAAAGAGGAAAAUAACUUUUUUUCAAAGCACAUAUUUGAGGAUAAUAAUUCAUGCCAGAUGGGAUCAUUUUAUUUAUUUAAAAGCAGCUGUAGCUUUCUAAACAAAAAACCGUAAUAAAUGUGCCAGAUAGUUUCCCUUGAAAAUGUUCAACACYAACAAACCGUGAUAUUCAAAUGUCUGUGUUCAUAGAUGAUUCAUUAUUUAUUUGGACUUCAUCUUACUGAAGAGUGCAGUUCUAGUUGCCACACAAUAUGGCUUUUUUGUUUGUUUGUUUUGAUAAUAGAGGUUUCAGRUUGUGACUUUAAAAAGUUUAGACUUUCAAUGGUGCUCACUUGUCACUUAGUUUUAAAUGUGUUUAAAUGUAACCAUGACAUGGCAUGAUAACGAAGUUGUGUCUAGGUUUGGAGAAAGCCGCAAACUGCGUGUUAGAGAUGCGUCACAUAUCUGAACUUUUCUGUGCUUCGUUUCAUUUGCCUGCCGAUGGAUGGGGGAAAAUAAACAAACCCUAAUAUCAUGUCUUGUGUGUGCCUGCAAAGGUGCUUUAUCUCUUUGUCUAUGUGAUGCAAGUAAAGGCUUUUAUAAUAAUUCA
Austrofundulus limnaeus is the source of this 3113-nucleotide messenger RNA. RefSeq names its product ankyrin repeat and SOCS box containing 8 (gene asb8). Gene Ontology annotation, biological process: intracellular signal transduction. The coding region runs from base 532 to 1401 and encodes 289 amino acids. Gene Ontology annotation, molecular function: protein binding. The transcript has 4 exons. The record is from RefSeq and is a predicted model, not a curated record. Lineage: Eukaryota; Metazoa; Chordata; Actinopteri; Cyprinodontiformes; Rivulidae.